GAGCAUGCGCUAGCCGCUCCACGCAUGCUCCUUCGCUUCUGAAUCCUAGAAAAUUCCUGUCUCCGAGGCCUUAGAACCCCAGACUGUUAGGGGUAGUGGUGGUGGUCGUAGCAGCGUGGACAUGGGGACCAGAACUUGGGGAGAAGGAAGAGAGGGAGGCGACCAGGCACGCUGGGCCCUGGCGUUGCUUUGGCUGACGGUGGCCGCUGAUUUGCCCUCAGCUUGGGGUAGCAGCGGUCCCCGGCAGCGGCGGCACUGGCCGGUCCCCUACAGGCGUUUUGAUUUCCGACCUACACCAGAUCCUUAUUGUCAAGCUCAAUAUACUUUCUGCCCAACUGGUUCUCCUAUCCCAGUUAUGAAGGAUGAUGAUGUCCUAGAAGUCUUUCGAUUACAAGCCCCAGUAUGGGAAUUUAAAUAUGGCGAUCUCCUGGGACACUUGAAUAUUAUGCAUGAUGCUAUUGGAUUCAGAAAUACUUUGACAGGCAAGAACUAUACCAUGGAAUGGUAUGAACUUUUCCAACUCGGAAACUGCACAUUUCCCCAUCUCCGACCCGAAAUGAAUGCACCAUUCUGGUGUAAUCAGGGAGCUGCCUGUUUUUUUGAAGGUAUUGAUGAUAUUCACUGGAAAGAAAAUGGGACCUUGGUUCUGAUAGCAACCAUUUCAGGAAAAAUAUUUAACCAAAUGGCAAAUUGGGUGAAACGGGAUAAUGAAACAGGUAUUUAUUAUGAGACGUGGACUGUCCAAGCCAGUCCAGAAAAAGAGUCAACAACAUGGUUUGAAUCUUAUGACUGUUCCAAAUUUGUAUUAAGAACAUAUAACCAGUUGGCUGAACUUGGGGCCACAUUUAAGAAGAUAGAAACCAACUAUACCAGAAUAUUUCUGUACAGUGGAGAACCUACAUAUGUGGGAAAUGAAACCUCAAUUUUUGGACCUGGAGGAAACAAGACUCUUGCUACAGCUAUAAAGAAAUUUUAUUACCCAUUCAGACCUCAUUUGUCAGCUAAAGAAUUUUUCUUAAGUCUUGUGCAAAUUUUUGAUGAAGUGCUUAUCCACAGGCAGUUUUAUUUGUUUUAUAAUUUUGAAUAUUGGUUUUUACCUAUGAAGUUCCCCUUUAUAAAAAUAACAUAUGAAGAAAUUCCUUUACCAAACAAAACACUGGUUUCUAAAACAUUGGGACUUUGAAGAGGAAAAUGUCAGUAUGUCUUCUUGAGUAUUCAGGGAGUGAUUUGAUCCUAUCAUGGACCAUCUAGGCCUAUUCUCCUUUCAUUGGUUUUUAAGGGUUGAGGAGGUGAAACUCAAAUCAGCAAAUCAUUUUUGUCUGUUAACAUGUCUUGGGAGCUGAGUGGGGAGAUGUUAAUGUGGUAUUAUACUGGCAAAAGUUAACCUCUUAAUCUGGAUUUCAAAGCUACAUUAACAUGGAAGAAUCACGAUACAUAGGGCAAAUAUAAGCAGAGUAUGUUUACUCAGUAGGUGCUUAAUAAACACUUAUUGUAUCUAACUACAGUACAAAGGUGACAUCUAUUUUCUUCUGCAUACCACUUAAGAUCUUUAAGUAUUACUCUAUGUUGUAAUAAUUUUAGAGUGCCUUUGGAUCCAGGUGUCCUGAAUGAGUUCUACUUAUGGGAAUUUCAAAGGCUUCUUUUUCCUCUUAAAGAUGUGAAAGUUUUUUUCCUUUUAGUGACAAAGUGCUCGUUUUUCUCUCAACACAGACUUUGAGCUUCAGAAUUUCCCAGGGUUUGUAAUAUCAGAUUUUGAACUGAGUAUAUAGUGCUUCAUAGUUUUGUCCUUAAGCAUUUGAAUACCCAUGGGCACAGUUAAUCCUUACAUAUUUUACUAAUUUUAUUUUUCCCCUCACUAACUAGCAGCGAUAUGUAGGAUAAGUAACAAUGUUUGUGUUUAUAUGUUGUGUUUAACUGUCUUCUGAAGCAUUGUAUUCUUCAGAUAUACAGAGACAGGUCUAUACUUGACAACUUUUCUUGUCACCAAUUUACUGGUGCCAAAAAUUGUAUUUUUCAGUACUUUAUCUUUCUCAUUAAUCAGUUUUACACAUAGCCAGUUUUUGAAAAAGUAUACUUGUUAAAAGGAUGCCUGUAUUGUAAAGGUAUUCCACCGGGGGCAAAUGUAAACUUAUGUGCAUUUUUGGUUUUUUACCAAAUAGCACAUGUAAAGGAAACAAUCCACUCUGGGAACAUGGUGAAACAAAAAGAAGUUAACAUCAUCAAACUUCAUUGAAAAAUCCGAGCAUGUUUAGAUAUACUUGUGAUGUUGCCAAAAUCAGGAUAUUAUAUAUCAUGUCUUACCAUACUUUAUAUGACAUUAUUAGAAGAAAAGUUUUUUUUUAAAUUAACACAAUGAAGCAUCUGUAUAUGUGCAAGUUGACAAUGGAAGGCUUAUCAUUCAUAUAAAUGAAUCUUAAUUUUAUUUCAAAUUAAAUUAUAGUAGGCAAUAAGAAAUAGUGUGAAGGAAGGUCACACUGAAGACUUUUUAAGUAGUAGCCAGAAAAUAAUUUAGAUGUAUGAGUCAUGUGCUCCUUAAUAUUGAGAACUCUAUUGUAUUUAAUAUUCUGCAGGUAUUAUUUGCAAAUCCAUAAUUAGUGAUUGCCCAUUAACUGUGAAAUGCUGUUGUGGAGACUGAAGCCAUCAUUUGUUAAUUUAAAUUUUAACUAUUUUAAAUAUAUAAUCUUAAAGAAAAUUUUUUUUAAAAGAAUGCUGUUUUAUGAAUUCUGUUCUGUAGUGGAGUGUAUUUCCUUAAAGGGCUUUUGCUUAGAACUGGUUCUGGUAAGUUGGUACAGUUAAUUGAAAGAAUACAACCAACACAAAAACAAGAAUGCCAUAAGGACUAUUACAUUUUAUAAACUUAAGAAAUAAUUCUUUUGCUUGCUUCUUCCAAAAGAAAAAAAAAUGCAGCUUUUAAAUGCCCUACUCUGUUGUGCUGCUACAGUUGAAAUCUUAAUCUUCAGGAAAUGGGCCUUUAAGUGAAGGUAGCUGUGGGGUUGUUUGGUUGGUUUAUUAACUUAAGAAAUCUUGCAUUAGUGUAUUUCAGUGACAACAAAUCCUGCAUAAUUGGUAAUGUGUACCAUGUAUUUCAGUGUUCCUGCUAAGUAACAUAACAGUGGGAGAAAAAGAUCUCUACAUAGAUUGAGCACACACAAAGUAGGUAAAACCUGAUUUGACAAGUUCAACCGCUUCUCUUUCUCCCAAGCUGGGACCAAGUGAAUGUCUUUUUCUCUCCCUCCUUAAAAAGAAAAGGAUAAUACUUAUUUACACUUGAUUGAUGUAAUACCUUAGUAUGAGUGCAUUCCACUGAAGGUGAUUAAAAUCAAGCAAUUACUUCAUAAACCUUUUUUCUUACUGUAAAAUUAUGAGCCCUAUUAAUUUAGGUACCAACAAGUGGGGGGGGGGAAUAUAUUUUGCAAAGAAAAAGCCCCUUGUAAUCAGUAUGCCUGUAGUUGUAAAAGGUACACGUACAAUUUUUUGGUGAGAGGAUGGGAGAUAAUAGGGUUGGUCUGCAAUCUGGAUAGACUGUUGUUCCAGUGUGGAAUCCCACACCCAACCCCUCAUAGAAAAGAUCAAAAUCCACUGGAUUAAAACCUAGAUUCCUGUAUCCAAAUCUUGUCCUAUUUAAACCAGUAUGAUAUUUGAUAAGUCAUAAAUUCUAUACGCUUCAAUUUCCUCAUAAAAUAAUGCAGAAGUGUGCUGCCACUGAAAUAAACGGUAUACUACCACUUAGGUUGGAUCUGUUAAGUUACCAAAACAAAACAAAACCCAAAACACACAGCUGCCUUUGUUAUAAAAGAACCUUGGCCAGAAAAUUUAAGAUGUUACGAUAGUAGCAAAAUAAGAUUAUUAGAUAUCUUAAGGCCUUUAAAAGCUGCAAUGAAGAUGAAUAAAAGCAUUCUUAAGUGAGAAAGAUUAAUGGUUUAUUGAUGGAAAUUUUAGGCAUGAUUUCAAUGCUUUAUACAUAAAAAUUCUUGUCACAGGUCAAAUUGAUUGUUCUCUAGUUCCCCUAAAAGCCUCCAAAAAGAAAGUAAAUACAGAUUGAUGGAAUUUUGGGGGAAAUUAUAAUCAUGUAUAAUAUGACUGGAGAGGAAACUAACAAGCUUGAAAUGUUUUAAAAGUAUGUACUUGCAAGAAGGUGAGAAAGGCAAAAUUAAUCUUUAAAAGGUACUUCAUAUUGAUUAUUUCAUUUACAAUUCGUUUUCUUUGCUGAGAGGUUGAAUGCAGUAUUAAUCUUGACCAUUAUUUUCCAUAUCUCUGUGUGUAUCAGUCAUUGCCAAUAAACAAGCUAUUUUCAAAAAUGAGGAGUUAUUCUUGAAAAAAUUUUUGCAUUCAUAUUAAACUGAGCACACAUCCAAUAAAAUUCCUCCAAACCAGAA
Trichosurus vulpecula (common brushtail) is the source of this 4376-nucleotide messenger RNA. It is a transcript of the gene CLN5, whose product is annotated as CLN5 intracellular trafficking protein. The record is from RefSeq and is a predicted model, not a curated record. Gene Ontology annotation, molecular function: hydrolase activity, acting on glycosyl bonds. Gene Ontology annotation, cellular component: lysosome; lysosomal membrane. NCBI's taxonomy places the organism in Eukaryota, Metazoa, Chordata, Mammalia, Diprotodontia, Phalangeridae. The transcript is spliced from 4 exons. Gene Ontology annotation, biological process: lysosome organization. Bases 122 to 1183 code for a protein of 353 amino acids.